Messenger RNA from Cladocopium goreaui, 796 nucleotides. The record is from the annotation of a GenBank genome assembly. Lineage: Eukaryota; Dinophyceae; Suessiales; Symbiodiniaceae.
GCUUGGACCGGUUCAACUACAGAUGUCUCGGCGACAAGAUGUUGGCGAGGCCUGUGUUGAUCUGCGUCGCCGUGCCUUGCCUUUCUGCGGGCAAAAACGGUCAGAAGUCUGGGAAAGCCCAGUGCUACUUGUGCCACUAUCACACAUGCGUGGUGGCCUCUUCGGUGGCUCGGCGCAGCUGGGAGAAGCCGUGGCCACCGUGGCCGUUUCCUUUUUGGUGGACACAGAUCCCGAGACCAUCUUGGCGGCUACAGAGGCACCUAGCCUAAAGCAAGUCAGAGCCGACUUGGCAGAACGGGCUGAAGGCUUCAUGCGUCAAGUCUACGAGAUCCCAACACCUCUAGGUUGGUUCAAUUUCGAAUCGCAGGGCCAGGAGGAAGUCACAGGUUUGAGGACCAUGACGCCCAAUGAAACCAUGGAAGCCUCGGAAAGGGCCAGAGAGCGCAGUGAUCAGGUGCCGCACGACCCUGGCCUCAUCUUAUCACCUGAUGUGCAACCAGAAGGCUGGAUUCGACGGAAAGGCCCCCAUGGCAGAUAUCACUGGCAUCAUCGAUCCUUGGGCCUUGCUCCAUGGGAACUCGAGGAGCCCAGCGCGGAGCUGCCAAAGUCAGCUCAAGGUGCCGGUGCCAAGACGCGGGCGAACGCCCCGAGCCUUCCUCGAGUGGCUGAAGAUUCACCUUUGAGUCCAAGUUUUGACUGAGCGGAGUUUUUCCCGUGCGGCGAGUUGUGCAAAGUUUUCACAGCGGGAAACUGGGGAAAACCGUUGGUAUAUUUUAUGGCAUAUCCUGUGCUUAGC